This is a messenger RNA of Daucus carota subsp. sativus, 1239 nucleotides long. RefSeq lists its product as uncharacterized. The record is from RefSeq and is a predicted model, not a curated record. NCBI's taxonomy places the organism in Eukaryota, Viridiplantae, Streptophyta, Magnoliopsida, Apiales, Apiaceae. Gene Ontology annotation, molecular function: voltage-gated proton channel activity. Gene Ontology annotation, cellular component: plasma membrane. The transcript has a single exon. Gene Ontology annotation, biological process: proton transmembrane transport. Bases 114 to 953 code for a protein of 279 amino acids.
ACUAGUUGUAUUGGAUCCUUGGACGCAUAGUCUUAUGACGAUAUCAAACAGCUGUAGCACUAGCCUCUCAACGUGACCUUAAAGCAAGGCCUGCAAACUGCAAACCGCCUACCAUGAGUCUCAAGUAUCUUUCAGUUUUUUCUAUAUUCAUUACUCCUCUAUCUUUUACAAAUCUACUUAAAGAUCAUCCAUUUCCGAUUCUUACAAACUCAGGACACAGAAUGAUCAUCCAACACGAAUCGCCGACUUGUUCUCUUCAUGUCCAACAAUCAAGACCUCCUUCUACAUCCUCAAUCUCGACAGACACUGUCGAAAACUCCAUCCAAAAACUAAUUAAGAACUGGAACAGAAGACAAAAAUGGAACAAGCUGUUUUUCCAUACGGCACCACAACAGGGAACAACUGAUAGAUCACCUUGGAGAGUCGAGUUGGCCAACUUUCUGGAAUCAACUCCUGUACGCAUAUUAGCAAUCUCAUUACUCCUCACCGAUCUUAUUCUCACCAUUCUUGAGCUUUCAUCGUCUCUGGUCUCUUGUAAAUCAAGCAAAGGAGUGGAGGAGGCAUGGUAUCACUGGAUAGGAAUAGCCAUUUUGAGCUUGCUUUCGUUGAAGAGUCUGUGUCUGGUGGUGGCGCUUGGCGGUCUGUUCUUUAGGCGCGCGGGUUAUGUAGUUGAUGCCGUGGUUUUAGUGGUGGCUUUGUUAUUGGAAGUGUUUUUGGAGAAAAUGGGAGGCGGGCUGGUGAUUGUGGUGAGCUUGUGGAGGGUGGUUAGAGUUGUGGAGAGCGCUUUUGAGCUGAGCGACGAAACCAUUGAAGCACAAAUUGAAGGCAUAGUGUGUGAGUUUCAGGCACUCAAAGAUGAGAAUGCAAGACUGUUGGGGAUCAUUCAUGACAAGGAUGCUGUGAUUCACAACUUACAGGAACAACUGGAUCAACUAUACAAGGCAGCAUAUUAAAUUAAAGCCAUCUUGCUGUUUCAGUGACUACAGACUGGAGUCAUUUUAACAAGUUUACCACAACCAAACAAACAUCCUCGAUUCAAUACUGUCCUUCCACCUCACCUACCGAAUACAACCAACAAAUAACCUGCUUUGCACAUAUACAUAGAUUCUGGUUCAUCUUUCCAUGUAGUUAAUCUUAGAAUAUAACUAUAAAUAUUACUGACUUAUGCCAAAAUAUCAUAAAAUCUCGAUAUGUAAAGUACUUUAAAAUUCCACUCAAGUAUGAUAUAGUUCCAUGGUU